This is a messenger RNA of Penicillium subrubescens, 1873 nucleotides long. Its product is annotated as putative carboxylesterase. The record is from RefSeq and is a predicted model, not a curated record. The transcript is spliced from 4 exons. Bases 227 to 1873 code for a protein of 548 amino acids. NCBI's taxonomy places the organism in Eukaryota, Fungi, Ascomycota, Eurotiomycetes, Eurotiales, Aspergillaceae.
AUCCGAAUCCGCUCGUCUGGCGUACCCAAUCGGGGUGGUCCAGUUGGAGGUUUAUCUCGGCUACCGUUAUCUUUGGUUGGGGGUCUGCGGAAUGCAGUCCGACUACUCCGAGUAUUAAACUGAGAUAAAAGCACCUGAGUGCGAGGGUACUGUUAUACUUUUCACUUGCUAACAGUAUAAGCUUAAUAGCUACUCUGCCCUCUUCUCUCUCCUCCCCACCAUCCCAAUGGAAACAACAAACCGUCCACAUCUCCAUUCCCUCGCCCACCGCGGCACCAUCCAAGGCCUCACCAUCACCGCCACCCAAUCCUCCACCGAUCUCUGCCAUUACUUCGGCGGCGUCCGCUAUGCUCUCCCCCCUCUACAGCGCUGGCGCCGUGCCCGCCGUCUCCCAUCCACAUUCACCUACGGCAGCAAAGAUGCACCGGGUCGAUGUGAUACCGGGGCUGGGCUGUGUCCGCAACCUGGGUUUCUGAGUCUUUCGCCGAUGAAUGAGGAUGCUUGGACGGAAGAUUGUUUCCAGUGUAAUGUUUGGGUGCCUAUGGGGGAGGCGCCGAAGGGGGGAUGGCCUGUUUUUAUGUUUAUUCAUGGAGGCUGGUUGCAGUUCGGCUCACCCAAUGGCUUCAAUGCAGCGGCCUUGCUGGGCGAGACGGAUUUCAAGUGUGUGAUUGUCAUGCCGGCGUACCGGGUCAAUCUAUUCGGUUUCUUGUACUCGGCAGAGUUGGAGCAGGAUGCUGCGGCUGUUGGAGAGACGGUGGGAAACCACGGGUUCUGGGAUCAGCGAUUGGCGAUGGAGUGGACCAAGGAGAAUGUGCAUUUGUUCGGUGGUAAUCCAGAUAAUAUCACAAUCUCGGGGUAUUCUGCUGGUGCAAACUCCGUCUUCCAUCAAUUAGCCUACGACCUCCGUCAACCGGACGACAAGGCCAUCGUCCGCCAGGCCUGCAUCUUCUCCAAUUCCCCAGCAGUCCAACCCAAAAGACCAGCCGAGACACAAAUCCAAUUCGACCAGCUCCUCGCCGCACUCAACAUCCCCUUAACCCUCUCCGCAAACGAGAAACUCGCUCGUCUCCGCGCCCUCCCACCCAAACAACUCCUCGACGCAGUCCAAACCAUCGAAGUCCACCAAUUCCGCCCAACAACCGACAACGGCUUCAUCCUACCCAAUCUCUUCACAUCCCUGGAUAACGGCGACUUUGCCCGCAAACUACUCGCCCGCAAUGUCCGGCUCAUCCUCGGCGAAUGCGCAGACGAACACUUCCUCUACAGCGUCUGGUUCCCUCCAAAAGCGAAUACCCUGGACGCACUGCGCACAAGACUCAUCGCUGAUUAUCCUGAGUGUGCUGUCGACGCUCUUAUUUCUUUGCACUACCCUAGAAACCAACUCCCACCGGGGUGUCAGAAUUGGACACCCGAUGCAUGGGGCCGAAUCUACGCUGAUAUGCAGGUGCACCAUAUGCAGCGUGGCCUGAUCCACGCAUUGACGGAUAACACGGCCGGAGUCGAUGCGUCGCGGUUGAUCUACCGGUAUAGAAUUGAGUUCCGGGCAAAGUGUAUUGAAAAGGGGAUUCCGUUGGAGUGGGGUGUGACGCACUCGUCGGAUUAUCCGUUGUGGUUCUGGGGUAAUGGGGAUGUGUUGACCACUGCGGAGAAGAAGUGUACGGAGGAGGCGUUUAUUGGGCCGUUGAGUCGGUUUGUCAAAGGCGAUAGAGAAGUAAAGGGGGUGGAUGGGUUUGGAUGGGGGACGAGUGGAAAGGGGGUUAGGGCGAUGAAGGCUGAUGGGGAGGUGGAGAUUCGGGGGGAUGAUGCGUUGUGGGAGGAGGGUGUGAAGGUGUGGAAGGCAUUGAGGGAUGUUGGUGAGAAGGCGAAGUUGUGA